UAUAGAAACUGGCUAUCUAUUAGAGAGUAUAAUAUUAUAGAGAGCAUUAAUACCCUUAGCUGGGCCUGGGGCGUACUAUAUUACAGCACGAACCCUGGAGGGCCUUGUAAUAAACCUAAUAGUAUAGGCAGCAGCAAACCAUACCCUAACAGCUCUUGUACAGGGAACUUCCACACCUACACUAUCGAGGUUGAUAGGAUAGAAUAUCCCGAAACGCUUAGCUGGUUUGUCGAUAGGGAGCAAUUCCACCAAGUCAACGAGACGCAAUUGCCGGAAGACGUUUGGGAGAAGACGGUGCACCGCUCUUAUUUUAUUCUCCUGAAUAUGGCUAUAGGCGGUGGCUUCCCGAACGGCGUUUUUGGUGGUCCGACGCCGACCAACAGUACUAUUUCAGGAGGCACGUACGAGAUCCGAUAUGUUGCUGUGUAUAACUCG
Ilyonectria robusta is the source of this 435-nucleotide messenger RNA. RefSeq lists its product as uncharacterized. The record is from RefSeq and is a predicted model, not a curated record. The transcript has a single exon. NCBI's taxonomy places the organism in Eukaryota, Fungi, Ascomycota, Sordariomycetes, Hypocreales, Nectriaceae. The annotation marks the transcript as partial.